Messenger RNA from Cryptococcus deneoformans JEC21, 3002 nucleotides. RefSeq lists its product as hypothetical. The transcript is spliced from 10 exons. NCBI's taxonomy places the organism in Eukaryota, Fungi, Basidiomycota, Tremellomycetes, Tremellales, Cryptococcaceae. The coding region runs from base 213 to 2903 and encodes 896 amino acids. The record is from RefSeq and is a predicted model, not a curated record.
CUUACAUGAUCCUCCCUGGCUGUCGGCUGUCAUUCUUUGACUCUGCGGGUCAGCUUGUCAAUGGCAUGCAAAUACUGUGCUGGUGCUGCUAUGCCGGCCCACGGACAGCACGGUAUAAGGCAUGCAACCAACCUGGCCACUGAUCCUCUCCGUCUGCACAUUCGCCUUGUUGACACUUUGACCUAUACCCAUAGCCUAGAGGGAUAUUUACCAUGUUAGCACCAACAUAUACCAGCUCAUUACUCUUUGCGCUUUCAGCUACAGCUGUUCGGGCAAAAAGCCGUGUGUGUUCCGCUUCUGACUGUGUCGACGGCUCUUCCACAUCACCCUUACUUGCCUUCGACUCAUCUUCCUUAACAUACCUUCUUCCCGGCACCUACUCCUCAACAUCCUACUCACCAACAUCACCUCUCAAUGCCUCAAUCUCCACCUCUUCAUCAUCGCUUACCAUCUCUACGCCCGAUAGUCCCGUUGGUUUUACUUCGUAUUCCUAUUCAGGAUCAGGAAACGUAUGGACAGAUAAUGACUGGGGCAUGGGCAACUGGAAGAGUAUCUAUUUACCAGAUGGGUGGUAUGCUGUGUUGGGACAAGGCAAGGUCCUUUGGGGAGCUAUACCCGAAAAGAGUUUGUUGCCUAUGAGUAUUUCUUCAAUGGGUAUUAGUUAUGCGGGCAGCUCCGCUUGCAGUCCCGCUUGUUCAUCUCGUGGAACAUGCACAACUACCAAUGCUUCUGCAACGUGUAGAUGUGACGAAGGUUGGGCAGGCUCGACCUGUGACUCUUGUGCCACAGGAUACUACGGCACCUCAUGUACUGCUGGCCCUUCCAACUGUACCAUCUGGGAUGAUGGCUACACUGGCACCGGUAAAUGUAUUGGCACUGCCACCUCUGCUUCAGAUGUCUGUGGAUGCGACCAUGGAACAUGUACUUCUUCCACAGAGUGUGCUUGUGCAGCUGGAUGGACGACCAACUCUACCGCAUCUCCAUCCCUGUGCAACACUUGCGCUCAAGGGUUCUUUCAAGAUGUUUCCGGUAACUGUCUUGCUUGCCCUUUAGGAUGCAAGACAUGCGAAUUGCAAGCAGACACAAAAUCUACCGCCACCUGCACAUCAUGCUCUUUAACGCUUACAUUAUCGACAGCCAACCCUGACACUUGUGUGUCAUCAACUGGAACCUGUUCCUCCGGAUUGUAUUACGAUUCUAGUACAUCUUCCUGUGAGAGCUGCUCUCCAGCCUGCUCUACUUGUACAGGCCCUGGCGCAUCCGACUGUCUUUCUUGUGCCUCUCCUCGUGUAAAUCUUCAGGGUUCUUGUGUGGGCUACGACUCGACAACGGGAAAAUGCGAUUCUUCUUUGUCAGGUCUGGACGGUGUAUUCGUAGUCAACAAUCAGAAAUCUGAAUGUGAUUCCUGUCCUGUAGGGUGUUUGAAUUGCUAUAUCCCGAGUUUUUCAAGCGCUGCGAGCUUUGAUUCCCUCAUUUGCCAAGCGUGUCAGGAAGGAUAUUUGCUCGAAAAUGGGCAGUGUGUAAAGCAGUGCAGUGGUGGGUGGUUCUUAUCAGAAGGAUCUGCCACGACCAACGGGACAUGUCAGCAGUGCGACUCCUCAUGCUCUACCUGUAUAAGCACUUCAACCACUUGUCUAUCUUGCAGUUCCUCUUCUAUGUCCGCCCAUUCUGGAUCUUGCAUCCCCUCCACAUCAUGUCCCAGUUCCACCGUGUCUAUCAACGGCACUUGCGUUACCUGCCCACUGGAUUGCGCGACAUGCUCAACUGCAUCCACCUGUUCUACCUGCCCUUCCGACCGACCUAUCCUGAAAAACGGUCGCUGUAUAGCGUAUUGCGCAACGGAUACCUAUUACGACACUAGUACUGGUACUUGUCAGGCUUGUGACUGGACAUGUAAGAACUGUGUAGGAGAGGGCAGCGCGAUGUGCAGUUCAUGCUCGGAUGGAUACAUGCUAAAAGACGGGGUAUGUGUGGAUGCGCUUUGUGGAGAUGCAGGUUUCGCCAACGGGUUCGGCAUGUGCUUCUCCUCCUUUGUGCAUAAAUCUCAGAAGAGAUACUUGGGUUUACUUGCUCUGGUCGGUGUGGCGAUCAUAGCUGGGAUUGCUUCCUGGUGGUAUGUCAGGCGGGAGAGAAGGAAGACCCGGCAGGCCACAAAAGAAUUUGGUAAAAGGUUGGACGAACGGAAUGUCAAUGAUCGCUUGUCGGCACUUCGGUUAGAGAAAGUAUUCGGUUUCAACCGAGUUACUUUCGGUCGAGGAGGCGAUCGCUCUGCGCGGACGACACAAGAGGACGGUGGCAAGAAGAACAAGCUUCGCGAACUUUUACUACCUAGCAAACGAAGAUCGGGAAAUGAGGAAAUGGAAAUGAAGAAGAGCAAUUUUGCGCCUGACAAGGAGAGGGAUUGCUACGAUAGCUGGAGAACAUCUAAUUUUGGCAAGGAUAACUGGGUCGCUCCCCCCCCUUACGUACCCUCUCAAGGUGUACCAACCCCUGUUGACGUCAAGCACACGUUUAACAAACGAGACUCUCUCGAUUCCAUCCCUACUCCUUCCCAUCAGACUUUUGCUCCCUCUUCCUCUACAUCUUCCUUCACGAUAACCAGACCUGCAACACCUCCUCGCAAACUGCAAAAUCCUUACCUCGGUUCUACAAUCAUCCACUCCAUGUCCACCCCUUCGCCUCCACCGCACUCACGCUCCCUUAUGCCUCCUCCGAGACCGGGUAUGGGCCGUCGAGAGUCGGGAAAUAGCUUUUCAAGUGGGUCGUUGUGGACACCGAUGACAGGCAUGACGAGUAUAACGAAGAUUACAGCAGACAAAGAGAGGGAUGUGAGGAGAUAUAGCGGAAGGCAAGAUAGGCAGAUGGAUGUUGAGAGACGACCGACGGAUUAUGACCUGCUUUGAAAGUACGUGAGAGGGAGAGAGAGAAGUUUAUAUAGAUUCACAAAGUUCGUUUGUGUAUGAAUAAACCGUUGUAGAUAGUAUAUAUGAUUAUAGUAAUGG